Messenger RNA from Physella acuta, 1512 nucleotides. Its product is annotated as N,N'-diacetylchitobiase. NCBI's taxonomy places the organism in Eukaryota, Metazoa, Mollusca, Gastropoda, Physidae. The record is from RefSeq and is a predicted model, not a curated record. Gene Ontology annotation, cellular component: membrane. Gene Ontology annotation, molecular function: beta-N-acetylhexosaminidase activity. Gene Ontology annotation, biological process: carbohydrate metabolic process; glycosaminoglycan metabolic process.
UUGGUUGCUUCCCCUCGGCAUUCAAUCAUCCUUAGGAAUAAUCAAGUAAAACCUGUGUUAGAGGGUGUUUCAGACCAUGAAGCAUAUGCAGUAGAGGUGGACCCAUCCAACAAAUCCAUCCAGGUGGGGUCUUCUAGGCGAGGUCAUGACCCUACAGAAAACUGCUUGUUACCUCUGCUGAGGUCGGCCUUUUCCUGAGGGUCUGGGAUGCAGGUUCUUCAAUGUUGAAGAUUACAGAGACAUACUGCGCUACGCCAAAACCAGACACAUCGAGGUCAUACCUGAAAUUGACAUGCCAGGACAUAGCUAUGCUAAUAUCAGAGCCAUGAGACAACAGUUAACUAAUAGUCUUCUUUGUAAAUUCUUGCAUAACUUUAUGUUGUCUCCCUUUCAAGUCUUUACUGUAAGUAAUCUCCCCUGCCCAACAGAACAAUGAGAAAGAAGCAAAGAGAUGUUUGCUGACAGAUCCCAAUGAGACAAGCCACAGCUUCUCUGUGCAGAUGAUGGUAGAAAAUUCCAUGAAUCCUGACUUGGAGUCUACUUUUACUUUUGUAGAUGAGGUGGUGAAGAGUGUGGGUCCAUACAGCCGCAGCAAGUUCCCAAACCACAUCUUGGUUCACUUUUGUAGGAAUGUUUGGGAGUCAGGACAAGCAUAUGAUGCACACAAACUGGCCAAUGAAGUCUAUGAGGUCAUUCUGGCACCAGACACUCACCUUUACUUUGACCACCCAUAUGAACCAGACCCUGAAGAGCGAGGCCUGUACUGGGCCUGCCGUUACCUUGACACCCACAAGGUGUUCCGGUUUGUUCCAGAAAAUCUAAUGUUUAACGCAGAUGUCAAGUUGACUGGUGAGAAGAUCACUAAGCUGGACCUGCAGCUGCUCAGGGAGUUUGAAGAUUUUACUGAGCUAAAGAAGCCGAAAAACAUCACAGGUAUUCAAGGCCAAAUCUGGACAGAAUCUGUGAUAUUUCCACUCCUGAUUGCCCUUGCGGAGAGGGCUUGGCACAAAGCACCAUGGGAAGAUGUUGACCCCAAGAAAAGAAAACCCAAAGAAGAUGAAGAUUGGUCUGUCUUUGCCCACAUGUUAGGUAACAAGGAGCUCAAGCGCCUAGAAGCUGCAAAUAUUUUCUACCACAUCCCUCCACCUGGCGCAAGAGUAGCUGAGGACGGUCUGCUAGAACUGAGUAGCUGUUACCCUGGUCAGCCAAUGUCAUACUCAGUGGACAAGGGUCAGACAUGGAAGCCGUACUUAGAUAUGGUGGAUGUUGGUUCCUAUGAUGAGGUGCUAGCUAGAGUCAGCUCCCACAAUGGAUGUCACCACAGUCGAGUGAUUUCAAUCCCCAUUCAGGUGUACCCAGACAGUGAUGAUCAGAAUAACUAACACCACAGGAUGUUUCAUCUGAUGUCACAUGAUGUUCCAUAGCACCUGCCAUCAGAGGAUGUUUGAAUAUUCUAGCCAGUAGCCUCGGUCACAGGAUGAUCCGAAGUGACAUCCUCAUGUGAUGAUGCAG